Molecule: messenger RNA, 2314 nt
Organism: Astyanax mexicanus (Mexican tetra)
Lineage: Eukaryota; Metazoa; Chordata; Actinopteri; Characiformes; Acestrorhamphidae
Product: polymeric immunoglobulin receptor-like
Exons: 7
Coding region: 77-1231 (384 amino acids)
Source: RefSeq, a predicted model, not a curated record
CACAGAGAGAGAUAGACUGUAUAUUUUUUUAUUGUUUUGUAUUUUAUCAUAUGGAUUAUCGGAUGUGAACAGAAAAAUGAUUUCACUUCUGAGGAUUAUACCACUUUUCCAAGUUCUUACCCAUGUGGCAACAAAGGACAAACCAAAGGACACAUAUGUUGGUAUAGAGGGAAGCACUCUGGAGAUUAACUGUGAAUAUGCUGAUGGAUACCAAGACUACAUCAAGUAUUUCUGUCGUAAUCUGUGUAAAUAUGAUGAUAUUUUAAUUAAAUCUGAAAGCUCUAAUACCGUCGUCUCAGAAGGAAGAUACACUGGGCUGGAUAAUGUGUCCCAACAGAAGUUCACUGUCACCAUCAGAAACCUUGUGUUGGAAGACUCUGGAGAAUAUUACUGCGGAGUGGAGAGAUCAGGCUGGGAUUUACAGGAUAAAGUGAAGCUGUUCAUCAGUGGAGUGUCGACCUAUGUAGCAGGAAGUAAGAGAUCAAAGGACACAUAUGCUGGAACAAAAGGAAGCACUCUGGAGAUUUACUGUGAUUAUCCUGAGGGGUACCAAGAUUACGUCAAGUAUUUCUGCCGUGAUCCGUGUGCAGAUGACGAUAUUUUGAUUAAAUCAGACAACUCUAUCUCCAAAAGAAGAUACACUCUGCUGGACAAUGUGUCCAAUCGAAACUUUAUCAUUACCAUCAAAAACCUCAUAGUGGAAGACUUUGGUGUUUAUCACUGUGGAGUGGAGAAAUCAGGCACGGAUAUACUGACUGAGGUGAAGCUGUUCAUCAGUGGAGUGAAUAUGAACAACAAACUGGACGACAGUUAUCUUGGUGUAGAGGGAGGCCCUUUGAAGAUUUACUGUGAAUAUGCUGAUGGAUACCAAGAUUACAUCAAGUAUUUCUGUCGUGAUCCGUGUAAAAACGAUGAUAUUUUAAUUAAAUCUGAAAGCUCUAAUACUCUCGUCUCAAAAGGAAGAUACACUGGGCUGGAUAAUGUGUCCCAACAGAAGUUCACUGUCACCAUCAGUAACCUCAUAUUGGAAGACUCUGGAGAUUAUAACUGCGGAGUGGAGAGAACAGGCAUGGAUUUACAGAAUAAAGUGAAGCUGUUCAUCAGUGGAAAUCCUUUUCACUUCCACACGACCACACAUCCCCCAGCAUCCACUAAACAGAGCAGAACAACAUCCAGCACAUCUGCUCCCCGAACAUCAGAAACAUCAUCUCUAUUCUGUGUUCGAGUGUGAUGUAAAAUCACUAAAAGCAGCUUCUUCAAAGAGUUCAGGUUCAUAUUUUGCCGGCUGCAGGAAUCACAAACCUGACUGUUUGGUUACUGUCAGCAACUAGUGGGAGGCGCCCCCUUGAGGGGGAUUCUGAUAACAGUGUUUUUUUUAUUUUUCCUGCAUUGACGUCACAGAAUUUAAAGCUGGACACACAGUUUUUUAGUACAUUUAAUUCAUAACCUGUCAUUGUGUGGGGGCUCCAUACCAGUCCAGCUCGGGGCCCUAGGCAAUUGAAUAGUUUGCUUGCCUUGCAAUGAGCCUGCCUAUAAAGACUUUGCCCACCACUGCCUUGCAUGUUAUAGUGCUACAUACAGAUACCUGACACAAGCUGCCUAUUCCCAAACCAUACAUCACCAGUUAUUAUAAUUAUAUAUUACAGCUCUGGAAAAAAAGAGACCAGUUAAUGAUUAUGUUUUUUUUCUUGAUUUUACCUAAUUGAAAACCUCUAGAAUAGAAUCAAGAGGGAGAUGGAUGAUCACAAGCCAUCAAACCAAACUGAACUACUUAAAUUUUUGAGUGGUAUAAAGUCAUCCAAAAGCAGUGUGUAAGACUGGUGGAGGAGAACAUGCCAUGAUGCAUGAAAACUGUGAUUAAAAAACAGGGUUAUUCCACCAAAUAUUGAUUUUUGUACUCUUAAAACUUUAUGAAUAGUUUCUGUUUUCUUUGCAUUAUUUGAGGUCUAAAAGCUCUGCAUAUUUUUUGUUAUUUCAGUCAUUUCUCAUUUUCUUCGAAUAAAUGAUCUAAAUGACAUUUUUAUUUGGAAGUGUGGGGAAAAAUGUUAUGUCUUUAGUUUCUAGUUCAACAAUGUUCAUUUUACGCAAAUAAUGUCUAUAAUUAGCAAAAUCAGAGAAAAUGAUUCAGAAACUGAAGUGGUCUCUUAAUUUUUUUCCAGAGCUGUAUAUAAGCCUGUUAACACAGUUUAAUCUGUAAUAAGUGGCUGCUGUGAGAAUAGUGGAGUGUGUUUACUGUCUGAUUUAUGUAUAUAAAUAUAUAAUCUUUCUUUGAGAAUUAUUGUUUUAAAGAUUUCAAUAAAUUUUGGUGCAAUUA